UCCAAGUGACCAGCAAUUCAACCCAAACUGAACCACUGGUCGUAUUGAAAGGACUUUUCCUGCCUUGACAAAUCUGCUCAUCUAUCACUACUUUACACUUUAUUCUGCUGACUAAUCCAUUAAAUCGAAUUGCAUUUUCAUGUUUCAAGAUAACCUAGCUUGUAGACUCAUAGGCAGGUACAGAGAAUUUACAGAGCAUGGACAAUCAUGUUGCUAAUGGAGACUCUCCCUCACAAGUUGAUGCAGGUGAGAGAAGAAGCAGUACAAAAUGGGAUUGUGAUAUCACCGAGGAUGAAGAAGAUCUCAUACUUAGACUUCACAGGCUUCUUGGAGAUAGGUGGGUUUUGAUUGCAGGACGCCUUCCAUGGAGAAGCCCUGAGCAAAUUAAGACAUACUGGGAAGUCAGAAGCCAGAGAAACAAAUCCACCCAUUGAAGAUGCUUAUACACAGGAAAUCUGUGCUGUUUCUUUUUCUUUUGUAGCUUGUGCUGGAAUAUGACGUUACUGGUAAAUGUUUUAGGAACAGAAAAUACAUGUAAACAGUUGUAUUAAUUGGUUUUAGCCAUAAAUUUUGCUAUGUAGAUAUGGCUUUUUUUAAGGUUUUCUAAAGUUAUGUAGGCCCAAGUAACAAGUGGGUUUUACCAUUGAGUUUGAGGUGGGUGUUUUAUGAAGUGCAGUAGAGCAACUUUUUGUUUUAGCAGUGCCUAAAUGAAUGGGGCAUUGUCCCUGAGAUUUGUAGCUUUUUGUC
This is a messenger RNA of Cryptomeria japonica (Japanese cedar), 747 nucleotides long. Its product is annotated as transcription factor TRY. The transcript is spliced from 3 exons. Gene Ontology annotation, molecular function: transcription cis-regulatory region binding. Lineage: Eukaryota; Viridiplantae; Streptophyta; Pinopsida; Cupressales; Cupressaceae. Gene Ontology annotation, cellular component: nucleus. Gene Ontology annotation, biological process: cell differentiation. The record is from RefSeq and is a predicted model, not a curated record. Bases 198 to 434 code for a protein of 78 amino acids.